GCUUCUGGUUUCUACAGCAGCCUUGCUCAAGAGAUUGACGGCAGCAAAUCAGAGAUUGCGUCUGGCAGAGAAGAAAAUGAGAUAGAAAUGGGAGAAGCUGAUAGUGAAGAACCGGCUGCAGAUCUUAUAGCCGGCUCUGCAGCUGAGGGGAAAGAAAGUUUCAGGAACUGCAACAAAAGGAAAGAAAAAAAAGUAGAAGGGAAUGAGAAGUCCAAAAAUGAACUGAAGAGAUGUGAUUCUAAAAUGCAGUCCAGGAUGUCAAAAAAGCAAAAGAUCAGGCAUCCUGGCAUCACUCGGACUAAGACUGAGAAAAGUGUUGCUAAUCUUUCCUGCUUGGUCUGUGGAGCUCUGCACGUGUCAGAAGUUAUGCUUGUUAAACAUGCCUGGAGUCACGGAAACGAUCCAGGAAGUGUUUGCGGAGCAUGUGGAGAGCGCUCAGAGUCUGUGGAGGUCUUAAAGGAUCAUCUUCAAAGUCGACACAAAACUGAUGACUGUCACAUCUGUGGAGAGUCUUUCCUUAGUGCUCUCAGCCUCGACGAGCACGUAGCCUGCCACUCAGGGGAGAAACCAUACAAAUGUGAUGUUUGCCAUAAUGAAUUUGCACUAAAGGCCUCCCUGGAGGAUCAUCGAAAACUUCACGAGGAGGGUAAGCGCCACAAAUGUCACACCUGUCAUAAAGUGUUUGAACUCAAAGAGCAGUUAAAGGCUCAUCACAGGACUCACACCAACAGGAAGACACACCUCUGCGGUGUGUGCGGUAAAUCCCUCUGCGACUACAGAUCGUUAUCCCGCCACAAAAUGACCCAUUCUGGGGAAAGACCCCACGGCUGUAAGAUUUGCGGGAGGCGUUUUAAACUUCCUGGGACUCUGAGGCAACACGAGAAGAUUCACACAAACAGAGAGAGGUCAUACCUCUGUGACAUUUGCUGCAAAAUGUUCCUGACUAGUGCGCAGCUGGAGAUCCACAUGAGGAUUCACACCAACGAAAAGCCGUAUCACUGCAGCGAGUGUGGCAAGGGAUUCAGCACCAAAGGCCCAUUGACCGUUCACAAGCGGGUCCACAGCGGGGAGACGCCCUACCACUGCCCAGACUGCGGCUGGUCCUUCAAACGCAAGACCAACCUAGACAACCACUUAGUGCUUCACUCGGGCAUCAAGCCAUUUGUGUGCGGGAUUUGUGGGAAAGCUUGCGCACGAAAAGAAUACUUGACUGUUCACAUGAGGACCCACAAUGGAGAGAGACCAUACAAGUGUACCAUCUGUGACAAAGCCUUUACUCAGAGCCAUUGUCUAAAAACACACAUGAAGAGCCACCAGGCGCCAGGAACUGCAACGUAACACUUAAAAGUUCUGGUUUGAUUUUUUUGUUUUUAAACAUCCACACGUCCAUUCUCUCUUCAGCUUCUCAAAUUCGGGGGUCACAAGGGGACUGGAGCCUAUCCCAGCUACCGUAGAGUGAGAGGAAGGGUACUUCCUGGACAGGUCACUAGCCUAUCACAGGCUGUUUAAACAGAACAGUGAAAGUUAACUUAUUUGCCUUUAGCUUUAUUUAUUGUUUUUUUACAUUAAUAAACGUGUACAUGUAUUACCCCUGUGAGACGUCUCUAAUAAAAC
Messenger RNA from Pelmatolapia mariae (spotted tilapia), 1614 nucleotides. RefSeq names its product gastrula zinc finger protein XlCGF46.1-like. Lineage: Eukaryota; Metazoa; Chordata; Actinopteri; Cichliformes; Cichlidae. The transcript has a single exon. Bases 88 to 1338 code for a protein of 416 amino acids. The record is from RefSeq and is a predicted model, not a curated record.